Molecule: messenger RNA, 2616 nt
Organism: Phascolarctos cinereus (koala)
Lineage: Eukaryota; Metazoa; Chordata; Mammalia; Diprotodontia; Phascolarctidae
Gene: UBAC2
Product: UBA domain containing 2
Molecular function (GO): serine-type endopeptidase activity; protein binding
Source: RefSeq, a predicted model, not a curated record
GGCCGACGGAUUAUGUGCGCCCGGGCGCUUGCGCAUGCGCUAUGACCGGCCGCCGGCAUCUCGUGUUUCCGAUCGCGGGUAGCGGAGUCGUGUGGUAUUUUAGCUCCCGCUGCGUGUGCGCCUGCGCUGAAGGCGCCUUAUUCCCCACCUCCACUCCCCCUCCCUUCCCCCACGAGACAGGCGCCCCUCCCCCAUUCCUUCUCCGUUUCACCCCCUCCCCCCCGCCCUAUCUCUAGACCUAGCCCCCAGCGGGGGUUCUGGAGCGGGACCAUGUUCACCAGCACCGGAUCUAGUGGGCUCUAUAAGGCACCUUUGUCAAAGAGCCUUUUACUAGUACCCAGCGCCCUUUCGAUUUUAUUGGCACUGCUCUUUCAACAUUAUCAGAAUUUCUUUGUGUAUAAUCUACAAGCUGUAAAGAAUGAUUUGCAGGUCUGGAGAUUGAUAUGUGGAAGAAUAAUUUGCCUUGAUUUGAAAGAUACAUUUUGUAGUAGCCUGCUCAUAUAUAAUUUUAGAAUAUUUGAAAGAAGAUAUGGCAGCAGGAAAUUUGCAUCCUUUUUAUUGGGUUCCUGGAUUUUGUCAGCUUUGUUUGACUUUAUCCUUGUGGAAGCUAUGCAGUAUUCAUUUGGUAUCACAGCCACUAACUUGCCUUCUGGUUUUCUCGGGCCUGUAUUUGCUCUGUUUGUACCAUUUUACUGCUCCAUUCCAAGAGUUCAAGUGACACAAAUUCUGGGCCAGUUUUCCAUCACAAACAAGACAUUGAUUUAUAUAUUGGGGCUACAGCUUUUAACCUCUGGUACCUACAUUUGGGUUGUAGCCGCAAGUGGUCUGAUUGCUGGUAUGUGUUAUACCAGUAGUGUAUUAAAAGUUCAUCAGGUUCUUUGCAUACCCCGCUGGAUGGCAAAGUUGUUUUCUUGGACACUUGAACCCAUCUUCUCUUCUUCGGAACCAGCCAAUGAAAUCCGAAUUGGAAUGGGAGCAACAGUAGACAUUCAGAGACAGCAAAGAAUGGAAUUGCUUGAUCGUCAGCUUAUGCUGUCUCAGUUUGCACACAUGAGGCGGCACCGACAGCAGCAGGGUGGGAGGAUUAACUGGAAUCGAUUUUUUCCUCAUGUACGUCAGAGACGGAAUGCAAAUGCUCGAGAUGUUCGACGGCCUGAACAAGAAGUAGCAGCACCUCCUCUUGAGGUUUCUGAGGAGCAGGUUGCCCGACUCAUGGAGAUGGGAUUUUCUAGGGUGGAUGCUCUGGAGGCCCUGAGAGCUUCAAAUAACGACCUUAAUGUAGCUACCAACUUUCUGCUGCAGCACUGAGGAGCUUGAGGAAUUCAGCUGACAUGGUUGGCUUACCAUCUGAGGCGGAGGCAGCAUCUGCCUCCUGGAUGACAUUGAAAAAUCUUUACCAAAUGAAUCCAAGGCAACAAAGCCAUGUCUACAAAAACUAAGUUAUAAUGUUGGGUAGAGGGUAGGUAUGGCCUGUUGCUGCCAUGCCAUUAAACCCCAAGGUCAUUAUGAUUAUACUAUCUGAAAAUAAGUUUGCCAUUGAAUUAGCUAGCAUGUUCUUUUUUAUCUUCAUUUUGAAAAACUGGGUCUUUUCCUUAGUUUUGGGAAUCAACAGUAAAGAAUUUGUUACAGUAUGUGUAUAAAAUGCUGAGAGAGUACAAACUUAUGCAGCAGCUCAGGGCCACUGCAGAGGGGACAUAGAAGCUGUUGUAAGUUAUACUAUGUUUAUUAUAGUACAUUAUCCCGCAUAAUCUUUUGAUUGCAAUAAUAAUAUUGAAGGGAAAAGGGAAUAAUGUUAUUUCAAUAAGGACAUAUCAGAUUAUUCUUUGUAAAAGUUUUUUUAAUUGUAGUUUUUUUUUCUCAAAUUUAUUUUUAAACCUAAAGGGCUAUUCAAGCCACACCCAAUACCACCUGGAUACCAGAAGUAUGAUUUCUAUAUCUAUUAUAAAUCGUAUUAAGUAAGGACUAACUAGGGAAGCACUGAGUCAUGCACUCCUCAUUAUUACCAAUCCGGGGCAGAUUUUCUAAGCCUUUCUCCCCUUGUCCUCCAGAAAAAGCUACUAAUUAAAAAAACCUAGAAGAGACUCCAAAACAAUGAAAAAGCUGUGGGGGGAAAAAAAGGAUCUAGUGUUAACUCUCCCUUGAAAAUCCAAAGUAGAUCCGUAAUGGGGAAGUGAUUCAGACAGCAAAAGAAUGAAAAUGGAGCUAAAAAAACCAAACAAACCAGCUCGACGGCAUCCAGCCGGCUUCAACAGGAUCAGAAUGACCUGCUGGAUCUUCAUGAUGGCCUAGGUGAAUACUUUAUAGUUGACAUGUGAUGGAUUUGUGAAUAAGCUAUCCAUUAUUUUCAGGAAGUGGAGAUGAGGAACUCUAGCCCACCUUUUGUGUCUGGUUCUUGGGCUAAGUAUUCGCCUGCUGAAAACUUAGAUUGAUUGUCCCCUGGCUGCACCACCAGCAUUAGCCUCUCUAGAAGUGGCACUUCCUGGCAGCCACAAAGCUGGGAAGCUUGGCAUCUCAAAGGGCCAACCCAGGGCAAUGGAGAGGAUAUGGAUAACAUUUCAGAAUUAUCACCAUAAGCAGAGAAAACAGAAAUCAGGAUUGGAAAGGAAUGGAAAACGG